GUUUAAACAUGGAUUUUCCUUUGGUUGUACACUAAAGUGCCAAGCAAACAGUUCUUAUCUUUAUUCCUGUUUUGCCCUUUAAGUUUAUACCCAGAAAUUUGGGCUAACUGUAGGAAAGAUUGACUGUGGGGCAAAAAAUUCCAAUGAAAUUAUGCAGACUGGAAAAAAGGUUGAUAGAUAUCUUUGGCAAAUCAUAAGUCGCGACUAAAAAUCUGUAGGGCUUCCAAGGUGAGAUGUCACAAACAUGUGACAUAUGAAAAAUUCUCAAAAAUUUGAUGUAAAGUACAGGUUUGAAAUUUGUAACGUUUAUGUAACAAUGUGUUUUUCGGAAAAAUCGUUAUUUCGUAACUUCAAUACUGACUGAAAUUCAGUAAACCUUACUGAAACAGUACAUACGGAUUCUGAAAACUCAGCACCUUCAAAGCCAUUGUAAAGAUGGAAGUCAGUGAUUUAUUUAUUUUUUACUAAUAAUUCGUUAUGUCAACGUUACUAAUUUCAAAUUUAUUGUAAAAUAAAACAAUUUUCCACUGUUUAUCUAACUAAUUUAAAUGAAAUUUGAAGAGGGAUGUAUAAGACUACUUUUGUGACUUUUAUACUGAGAUAGUAAUGAGCGAAUAUAUAUUUUUGAAAAUUCUACAUUUAGAAUUAACUUUAAGAAAGUUCCAAACCGUAUGAGAUAAAUAUUAUACAGUAAUCAUUGUUUUAGGAAAGUAUUUGCGUUAAACUUCCAGAGCUGGUGUCAAAAAGAUUAAAAUCUUUUGCUAUAAACAGUGCAAUUAAUACAUCUGCAUUGAUUAUUUGAUGUUCAGGUUCACAGGAGAUUUAUGAUAAUCAAUUGAAUAUGUAUGCAGGUGCCUUUAACUUAAGAAAACGGCCUGGCUGUUGGUUUGUGAAAACAUUCAUGUAAUUGAAAACGAGUAAACAGCAUCAACUUUAUACUAAUUUAUAUUAACUAAAAGAAAAUUUGAUGCAUUUCUCAUGCGAUCUAGCAAAAAAUGGGUAACUCCUUAUCAAAGUAGUAUUUAUGGACGAAUCGGCUAAGGUCGAUUAUUAAGAGAGAGCUGAAGUCACUAUAUUAUGAUUUUCUUUUAAAUAACCUUCAGCAAUUUGCAAUACCGUAGCAUCAAAUAUUUAUAUUCAUUUCGAUAAAGAAACAAUUUUGUGUUAUUUAAUAUUGAAUAUAAAAGUUCUGCAUGUGUUUGACCAUUGACAUAAGCGGUUAAAGAAAUGUAAACACGGAAAGCAACGAAUUCAUACAAAUUAAUUUUUCAAUCGAACUUUGAAUAAAACCGUAAUACGUUGUCUUUGCCGAACUAAAUAGAAGUAAUUAAUUAUGCUACAGCUAUUUUUUUGAAGAUUAUGUUAGUAAAAAACAAUCCGUACUCAUUGUCAGUUCAGCUUCCAAUUAUUGUUAACAACAUGAAAAAAUUUUGACAUGAACAUUUUUUUUAAAUAUCUAUUUGAGUUACCAAAUCAGAAUGUUUAUCUGAAACCAUUAACACUAUGUGUUGAAUUAAGAAAUAGCAAAGUACCUCUGAAAAAAACAUCUGUUCUAUUUGAUAAGAUCAUGAAUAAAGAAUGAUAUUUUGAAACACCGAAAAUAUCGUUUACAAUCAUAAUAUAGGCAUGGGUUAACCAUUUUCCACGACCCGAGAAAAAAGUAAAGUUCACGUGGUAUUAAGCUAAAACGACAUACUCGAAUUGCUUUACAAUCUAAUCACCAAAAAACGUAAUCCAUCCACAUAUCCAUCCUUGAAUAGAUUGCACUUCUAGAAUAAUAAGCUGAAUACCAUCUGGAUGUUAGUUAGCUCGCAGCUUACCUAUAUCUUAAGCUAAACGAAUCUUUUUCUUUGAUGAUUUAUAAAGGGAAAAUCAAAAAGAAAUACAAUUAGUAAAGGAAGCGUAAUUAUCUAAUUUAUUAUAUCAAGGAGGAUGAUGGAUUGACACAGAAAGUUUGCAUGCGGUGCAUAGGCACCCUGGAAUUUGUUAGCGAUUUUCACACCAAAUGUCAUGAAACACAACAACAACUUUUACAAGCUAAAGAACGAACAAAAAAAUUGACCGAGCGUGAUGUUAAAGUAGAUUCAGAAGUGGAUAAAGAAAAUAUUUUGCCGAACAAUAGCUUGAUUAGAUCUAAUGGAGCUGAAUUAAAAGUCUUGCCUACCACAGAAGAUGUAAAGUUCGAAGGAAACAGACCCUUCGAACAAAUUUUUGAAUAUCACAACAAACAGUCUUUACCAAGAAAGAGCAGUCGCAUUCAGAAGAAAAAAUUAAACAAAGUCAAGAUACUUAAAGAGGAGAACAAGGUUUUUGAACGUGCGACCGGCUCUUUGGAAAAUAUUGGCAAUUUAAGGGAGAACGGAGUAAUGGAAAUUUCAGAGUGUCAAAAUCAGAGAACUUUGCCUAAUAAAACACGUAAAGCAGCAUUGGCCCGGAGCCGUAAUUCUAAAACAAUAAAAACGCAUGGAAAAAGUUGCAAUGGUCUUGGCCAAGGAGGCGCUACACUCACCCAUAGUGACAAACGAAAAAUAGGGCGGAAAAACUGUGGUAAUAGGAAAAUGCAAAAAAAUGAAAGCAAAAAUCUAGCAUGUUCAACUUCGUGGAAGAACAAUUUGAUGGAAAGAGGUGUCAGAGGUACAGGUAGAGCUGUACAGGGGAUUAUUAAAUUCGAUGGUAAAUGUUCCAAGCAUAAUUCUCGAAAUGAGAAUAAUUCCAAGAAAUUCGAUGAGCAGCUUACAACUUUCACUGAGGAUAAAAUUAACGAAUCUAACAAUGUACCAAAUAUGCUAAAAGGUGAGAGUUCAAAUUGGACAAUGAAUCGAAGUGAGAAAUUUGUGAAAUUACGAGCUUGUGCUAUAAUGUCAAUCACACAAUGUUCUUCAAGAGAAGUAGGCGCAGAAUCAGUUGAGAAAAGUCCCCAACCUGGCGAGGAGGCUGGAGAAAUACAAUCCUGGAAGUAUGAUGCAACGAAAGAAUGGGCAGGUGACGAUAUUUCAAAAAUUGAAUCUGUACAAAAUGUCGGGCGUGAAACGAAUUCCACAGCAGCUUUGCUGGUGAGAAACUCAGUGAUCAAAUUGGUAAAGGAUGUUCAAACAAAUAGAGGUGAUGAAUUUGCAUCGACAUUACUAACAGUGGUAGGUUCGUCAAACGAUGAAAUAAAUUGUCAAAGAAACGAGUCGAAGAUCAUUGACGCACCAUUGUCUUUAAUAGAUUCAUUGAAGGACGAUGGUUCGCAAGAAUUAAAUAAGCAUAGUAAACGAAAUGUUACUAGUUGUCAGGAUAGACGAAAAAAGUCUGAGGGUCGAUUUGGUAAACUUACCGAACUGAUAACAAACGAGCAGAAGGAGAUCAUAGAAACUCUGUAUACUGUGAACAUGGGUGUAGUCAAUGACGAGAAGGUUCACAAAAAUAUAAAGAUUUUAGAUAAAGUGAGAGUAACGUGUUCAAUAUGUGGAAAGAUAUAUUCAAGAAUGGACAAAUGCCAGGUGCAUGUUUGGGGUCACCUAAACAUGAAGCCGUAUUGUUGCAAAUCGUGCGACUUUGUUACACUAACAGUGAGCAACAUUCGCUGCCACAUAAGAAAACGUCAUUUAAAGAUUAAACCGUUCCACUGCAAUCUAUGUGAGAAAAGUUACGGCACUGCAGUCUUGCUAGAGGAACACAUUAAUUCUCAUACGGGUGCAAAACCUUACAAAUGCAAAAUUUGCGACUUCGCCACUUCCAACAGGCAGGUGCUGAGCUAUCACAAAACUACCCAUAAACCCGCGAAAGAUAUAUCCUGUGAGGUUUGUGGCAAGAAGUUUUUCUCAAAUUGCAGAAUGCGAGCACACAUGAUUGUGCACAAAAAAGAUAGGAGUCUGAUAUGCAAGCUUUGCUCCACAUAUCUUUGCAAUGCAGAGGCCCUCAAAAAGCAUUACGACAAGGUUCACUCGCGGGAUUACAUCUGCAGUGUUUGCGGUAUACGAACCAAGUCGAAAAAAGCUUUAACCAACCAUGAAAAAGUACAUUCAGCAGCUAAAUACAGGUGUCCACUUUGUUCAAACGUCUACAAAAGUAAACAUAUGCUGAAGGAGCAUAUUCUUAAACAUCAAGGAAUUCGAAAGUACAAAUGCGAAUUGUGCCAGAAGUCUUUUGGCCAACAAUCCCACAUCUCUGCUCAUAUGAGCGUGCAUAUGGGUAAAAGAUAUCCAUGUCCUGGCUGCAGUAAACUCUUCAACCGUAAAGACAAUAUGAGAAUCCAUACACGACGCUGUAAGGUAUUCAAUUCUAAUCCGGAAAUGAAGAAUGUGUGGAUGGAUCAAAUGGAUGCUACCAGUUCUUGUGUAACGAAUACCAAAUCCGUCUCUGCAUCAGAAGCGCCCGCCAUACCAGCUACUACAACACAAGCGUCUACUUAUUCAAAGCCUGAUGAAAAAAUUGAGACUAACUUAGGAAUGACGAAGAUAAACUUACCGGGCACGACUGAUGAUUCUACAUCUUUUAAAUCGACCUCGGACCUACGAGAUUCACGUAACUUUAUACGUGACCAAGGCAUUGGGGAAUUCAAAUCCGACAAGGAUGGAAAAGUUCUACGACUGGGUGAAGUAGAAGUAUUCCCACUGCCAAAUACCAACAUAAUCGCUUUUCAGAAUGAGGGUAAUAUGGUUAUUACCGAGAAUGUACUGAGACCCGAAUGUUUUUAGUUCCUAUGAGGUCCAAGUUAUCAACUGUUUGUUUUAUUCCUCUCUUUAAUUGAUAAUUCAAAUUGCAGUUUGAAUACAACCUUGCCGGCGUUUUAUAUUUUCGAGUCGUGAACUAAUCACGUGACUUCUUAGCGUGAUGAUGUCUAAAUCUCCAGCUUGUAAACUGUCCAUAUAUUGUAACUAAAAGACUGAUUUACCCUGAGACUGUAACUGAAAGUUCCUAAAUAAAGUUAAUUUUUUUACAUA
Molecule: messenger RNA, 4928 nt
Organism: Neodiprion fabricii
Lineage: Eukaryota; Metazoa; Arthropoda; Insecta; Hymenoptera; Diprionidae
Product: zinc finger protein 222-like
Exons: 7
Coding region: 1959-4682 (907 amino acids)
Biological process (GO): regulation of transcription by RNA polymerase II
Cellular component (GO): nucleus
Molecular function (GO): RNA polymerase II transcription regulatory region sequence-specific DNA binding; zinc ion binding; DNA-binding transcription factor activity, RNA polymerase II-specific
Source: RefSeq, a predicted model, not a curated record